Messenger RNA from Lathyrus oleraceus (garden pea), 447 nucleotides. RefSeq lists its product as uncharacterized. The coding region runs from base 1 to 447 and encodes 148 amino acids. The record is from RefSeq and is a predicted model, not a curated record. Gene Ontology annotation, molecular function: nucleic acid binding. Gene Ontology annotation, biological process: DNA integration. NCBI's taxonomy places the organism in Eukaryota, Viridiplantae, Streptophyta, Magnoliopsida, Fabales, Fabaceae. The transcript has 2 exons.
AUGGACGAGUUAUGCAACAAUUUCAAAAUCGAACACCAUAAUUCAUUACCCUACAAGCCUAAGAAGAAUGACGCAGUAGAAACAGCUAACAAGAAUAUCAAAAAGAUUAUCCAUAAGAGGGUGAAAACCUAUAAAUAUUGCCACAAGAUUCUACCUUUCGCAUUACACGGUUAUAGAACAUCGGUCCGCAAUUCGACAGGAGCAACUCCAUUUUCUUUGGUAUAUGGCACUGAAGCGGUACUUCCUAUUGAAAUCAAAAUUCCCUCUCUGAGAGUCCUGGUGGAAACUAAAUUGGAAAAGGCAGAAUGGACAGUUAUAUCAGCGGAGGCUGAAGAAAGCAUUCGACAAGAAAGUUUGCCCUCGUCUACUCGAAGAAGGCGACCUAGUGCUCAGGAAAAUCUUACCCGUCCACAAAGAUCCUCGCGGAAAAUGGACCCCAAACUAUGA